Sclerotinia trifoliorum is the source of this 2205-nucleotide messenger RNA. NCBI's taxonomy places the organism in Eukaryota, Fungi, Ascomycota, Leotiomycetes, Helotiales, Sclerotiniaceae. The record is from the annotation of a GenBank genome assembly.
AGACCGUAGGAGCUGGGUGGAUGGUUUUAUAUUAUUAAUACCUACCAAAGUCAGAUGAUUCUUAUCUUUUCUUCUUUUACCUUUUGCUAGCUAGCUACCUACCUACCACCUACGUAUAUAUGUAGUUGCUAGCAGGAAAAUGUAUCAGAGUCUUGCUCAUUCGACAGCUUGCAUUCAUUAUACAUUGCAUUGCAAACUUGUCUAGUACUAGUAUCUUCUAUCUUCUAUCUUCCCUUACCCUUUUACUUCUUCCUUCCGUUCCCGGAGCUUAUCCGCUUGAAUCUAUACCCAUACAAACACACAAACCCAUCCCAACAGCUUCCGACCCGAUUUCCUUUUGGGCCGCUGAGCUGAGCUGAGGUUUGCUUUGGAUGAACAAUCUUCACUGCAUUCAUUGCAUUGCAGGAUCAUAACUUUUUUGGUGUAUAUUUUCAUCCCAUUGACUGAUAUUCCAAAUUACCAUAUAUCAUAUCGCAUCAUAUCACAUUUUUGGAAAAGUCGCAUUCAAAAGAAUAUCAUUUUCGAUCUCGGGAUUGGAUGAGACAUUGAAUUCCUUGGCUCAGCAUAGGGAUACACGAAAAGAAGAUCACGAGAAUUCAAGUAUUUUGAUACUCAACCGCUGUCACAACCACAUAUAAUUCAUUCGGCUACGAUAGAUAUCUAUUUCCUGAGAGGCAAUACUGGAAAGGAAAUACCGAAGAGGGAAUAAAAUCCUUUCUCAAAUCUCAAGCCAAUGAUCAACAAAAUGAACGCAACAUCCUCUCUCCAUUUCCCAAUCUCUACCACCAUGUCUCCGGCAUUCGAAAGGUUCGGUCACGAGACCAUUAGAUCUGCCGCGUUUCUUCUAAUACCUACCGAACUCCUCUACUUUUCUAUUUAUUCUUUACUCAAGAGACAAUAUGGAACGUAUAAGAAAUUAUCAGCGUUAUCGCUGGUCACGUUUUGCUUGAGUACUUGGAUGAAUCCUAUUUCUUGUGGGCCUGUAGCUGCUUUGAGGAAUUUCGCCAGUUCGUAUACCCAUUUACACAUGAUCUCCAACGAUAUACUUGAAAAAAAGCAUACUAAUCCUCUUUAGUUGGAACUGGCAUCUUCAAAAUCCUAGAUAUCUAUACCCGACACCUUUCACUCCCCCAACUCAAAAAUGAACCUCCAACCUACAAACAUGCACUUCUUCUCCUAACAGAAAUGCGUUAUGAAUCUUUCGCACCAAAUUUCAUUCCGAUUUCUCGAUCCCAGGAAUCUUUUAACGAAUACCUUCAAUUCGCCAUCCAUAUUGCCAUUUUCUGUGCCUUACAAACGUUACCACAGGAUUGGGCGCUGGUAUUGGCUUUCGAGGUGGAGUUAAGUAUUUAUAUUACUUGGACAGCUAUCCAAUUAUUAGUAAAAUAUAAAAGUAGUCCCGCGCUUUUUGGAAAAUUGUAUGCGGUUGAAAGUUUGGGGGAUUUUUGGUAAGUCUUACGUUGUGAUCUCGUUUCGAGAUAAUCUAACAACACCAGGUCAAAAACAUGGCACAAUGCAUAUUCCGCGCCAUGCUCAUCUCUCGCUUACAAGCCCCUUCGUCAAGCUCUACCCAAGUUAGGUGUCCCAGUCCCGAUCGCCAGAUCAGCCGGUGUCCUCGCGGCAUUUCUCCUCAUGGCCGCUUUUCAUGUUUACUGCCUCGCACCGAUGCUAACAGAAAAAGCACUUUUCCGAGUUGGAAUGUUUUUUAUCCUGAAUGGAUUUGCAACGGUAGGAGAGACGGUGGUUUGGGGAAGGAAAGAAAGUUGGAUGAAAACGGUUUUGGCGUGGAUGACGGAGAUGGGAUUGGCGGCUUGGACGGCAAGCGCGUUGGGGAUCCCGAGGGGUAUUAAUGGGAUUAGAUGGGCGGAACUUUGUGAGGUGAGGGUUUAGGAAUGAAGUUCGGGUUGGGGUUGUGUUGAGGUUGUUGGGAUAUUGAAUAUGUUUGAUAUGAUGGAGUAAGACUUAUGAUGUUGCGAAUUAUUUUGGAUGAUAGGUUAGUUGGUUUGUUUGUUUGUAUUGAUGUAGCGUAAUGAUGAAUACGAGAUAAUAUCAAAAGCAGCUAAAUAGCUAAAGGACUCAGUAAUCCUAAUCGAAGCAGGCCGGAUACGGAUUUCUUUUCGUCUCGCCUCAAGAUAGGAAUCUCCUUGAUUCAUUUCUUCUCUUUGUUUUUCAUAUUUUCAAUCUAGAACAUACACAACUUUUAAA